Lathyrus sativus (Indian pea) is the source of this 213-nucleotide messenger RNA. Lineage: Eukaryota; Viridiplantae; Streptophyta; Magnoliopsida; Fabales; Fabaceae. The record is from the annotation of a GenBank genome assembly.
AUGCUAGAUUCUGCAACUUCCUAUGUUUCUGACUCUUUACUUGAGGAUGUUCCUCACUUGUCUGAUUACAUCCCUGAUCUUCCUACAUAUCCUGGCCCAUUACAAGAUAAUCCUUCUUAUGCAGUUGUCAAACAGUAUUUUGUGAAUUCAGAUGAUACCGUUGCGCAACAGAUAGUUGUUCAUAAAAAUAGUCCAAGAGGGACCGUUUUUUGA